Molecule: messenger RNA, 1734 nt
Organism: Enterobius vermicularis (human pinworm)
Lineage: Eukaryota; Metazoa; Nematoda; Chromadorea; Rhabditida; Oxyuridae
Source: the annotation of a GenBank genome assembly
AUGCGUCACUCAUCAAUGGCAACAGCGUUCUAUUUAGUUGUGGUGCGUCUUAGUAUCUGCUCCGGUAUAGCCACUGGAGACAGCUUUGAGUGGCAGUUAUGCAACCUUUACUUCGAUGAAAAUUACUGCAAAGAAAACACAGGUUUAGGGAAGAACGCAACCGGCGUCGUCGAAGUGACAACAAGUGAACCGUUACCAAAAACAGUAUUUGAAAGUCCAUUUCUUCAGACCAGCGAGAAAAGUGCUGCGAAUUUUAGCCUUGUAAAUAACGAGCGUGGUCACAAAGGAAAUGAGACUGAUUUCAGUCCUAAAAAUUACGAAAGUGAUUCUUCUCAGUUGUCUCCAAAAAGCAUGACAGAUGAGCUACCACAAGAAACAUUACUGGCUAAACCUACUGCAGUCCUCCCAAUAGUUCUUGUUUCUCCACAAAAACCUCAGUUGGCUACAACAAGGUCUGGAGAACCCUUGGGUCUGUUGAUUCCGCUCACUGCUGUGAAUGGCAACUCAAACUUUGACUCUGAUAUUGACCCUUUAAAAACCCCGAGCGUUGCGCUGCCGUCGAUACACAAACUUUUACAAAACCGUCAAGGAACUGCGCAAGUCAACAGGGAUCCGCCUAAAGAAAUCGUUUUAGCAGCAGCGAGAAACGAAGCGACUAAGUUAAGAGAGACUGGAAAAAAAGAAUUAGCUAGAGAAAUGGACCAGAUAAAUAGAUCUCAAAUGUCUGUUUUGACAAAUACAGAUUACAUGAAGUUUACAAGAAAUCAAGACCCAUUUGAUGUGCAGAGGAAAAAGCCAGAUUUUGAGUUCGCUGAUAUAUCAAAGUUGCUUGAAGCCAGUUCAACGGGAACAAACCUCACAACACCAAGAAAAGAGCGAGCAGACAGUGAAGGACUGCCAAAGCCGACCUUAAAGCAAACAGGACCUGUCAGCUCAGAUCCAGCAAAUAAGCUUCCAGUAACGUCGGUCCGUCCAGACUGGGGUCCUUUACGAAAGGGGCCGCUCAAUCUGACACCUAUUAGCAACAGCCCUGCAAACUUUAUCAAAAAGACAUCCAUUCCUCCGGCAGCUCCAGCUCCAGUAAAAGCUAAUGUUCCUGAUCAUGUGGACUGUCCUGUAAUGAAAGCCGAAUAUGACCGUAUAUGCUUCGUAAAACCGGUACCUCAAGCUGCUAAUGCUACGAAAAGAUUUUGUGAUGCCUUCAAGAACAACUGCAAAAAUCUGAUUAAGUCUCUUGGCGGACUGAUUGAUCCUGCGGCGAGAUUGGAGGCUCUUCAAGCGGGUCAAAUUAUGGGUUCGAAAGAGGAAUUCGCACCAAGCGAAGACCACGAAUCAUGUCUUCAAUUAAAACCAGAAUAUGACGACAAUUGCCAAGGCGAAGUUUCACCAGAUGUCGCCAACGAAACGGCAGCAUUCUGUACGGCCUACGUUACUAUGUGCAAACAUCUGAUGGAAACACCUCAAUUCGGGAAAUAUACUGAACAAGCCACAAAGUUUUGUGAACGAUACAUGGAACGUUGCCCUAAAAAUCAGGUUCCUGAUGAACCUGUACACUUUAAGAAGGCGAAACAUAUCUAUAUACGCGAAUUCCAGUAUAUCUGUACCAUGAUGAAAUCUUUUGCUUCCACCUACUGUAUCCGGCCAACAGUUCUGAAGGUGAUGAAAUACCUUAUUCUUUGUGGAUUCUAUAAACAGAAAUGCAUUGAUCCUUAUACAAGUGUUGUUUACGCAUAA